This is a messenger RNA of Phragmites australis (common reed), 1133 nucleotides long. Its product is annotated as extensin-2-like. The transcript has a single exon. The record is from RefSeq and is a predicted model, not a curated record. NCBI's taxonomy places the organism in Eukaryota, Viridiplantae, Streptophyta, Magnoliopsida, Poales, Poaceae. Bases 495 to 884 code for a protein of 129 amino acids.
CAUGCGGGCGGCGUAGAUAAUGCAUGUGCCCGGCCAAUUUGACCCGCCCGCGGACCCUCCGAUUUAGCGGCGGCCACAUGCUCCGCGUCGCUUUCGAGCCAAACUGGAACAACGGCGGGUAGCAACCACCAACCACCUACCUGCCUCAGAAAGGCCUCGCUCGCUCGCUAACCCAGACCACCAUUCCCCGUAACGAUCCCAAUGAACACCACUAGCCUGCUAGUGCUACUGAAUCCGCGCAGUACAAUUCUUCUUAUUCCCUCCAAUUCUACUGCCAGCUUACCUGCUGCUCCAACGAAUCCCAACUAAUAUUCCGCCAAACAAAGCAAGGAGAUAUACUUGGGGUCGCAUCAUAAGAGGGUGGCCGAGGGCCAACGCGGCCACACCAUAGGGCUCUUCUUACCUUGCUAGCUCCACACCUUUCUCGUAGGCUCGUAGCGUAGUGUGUUAGGCUGGUCGUCGUCCUAGCUAUCUAGCCAGCUCGUCGGCUGGCCAUGGGAAGGGCGGUGGCGCCGGUCCUCGCGCUGGCGAUCAUCGCCAUCGCGGCGUCGACUGCCGCGGCGGCGGUCGACGGGGUGGUGAAGUGCGGCGGGUGUUCGCCGUGCGGCAGUACUGACUGUCCUGUUCUGUACCCGUCGCCGCCUCCGCCGUACUACUACUACAGCCCUCCGCCACCGGUGACCUACCCUGGGUGGCCAUCGUACUACCCGCCGCCGCCGGGGGCGUACAUGCAGAUCGGGAGCACGCCGCCAGGCAAGGGGCCUCUGUACCCGCAGGACCCCGGGUUCAUGCCUUCCAGCGCGCUGCGGCGUGCGACGAGCCGCGCCGUCACGGUCACGGUCGCCGCGUUUGCCGCGUUGGCGAGCGCCUGGGCCUUCUUGUGAUCUGCAUUCCCUGGACGGCGAGCGUCUCCGGUAAGCAGCGACGGAGUAGAUCGUGCCGGCGUUCCACGGAUUUCCCUGUGUAUUUAUGCAUGCAUCUUGUAAUAAUGAUUUUCACUGCCCGUAUGGUCUGUAGUAGUUCUUGCAAUGUAUCAAGGUUUUUUCGCUUUAGUUUUUCGUUACGGUUUUAGAACAUUCACUUGUAAGAAAUGAAACGCAAAGCAUAAUGUGGGACUAGCAGGUAAUUUCAUA